Nannospalax galili (Upper Galilee mountains blind mole rat) is the source of this 5897-nucleotide messenger RNA. RefSeq names its product heat shock protein family A (Hsp70) member 12A (gene Hspa12a). The transcript is spliced from 13 exons. The record is from RefSeq and is a predicted model, not a curated record. The coding region runs from base 43 to 2088 and encodes 681 amino acids. Lineage: Eukaryota; Metazoa; Chordata; Mammalia; Rodentia; Spalacidae.
UACUUCCUGAGGAGUUGGGGCUACAGUGUCUCUGUUUGGAAGAUGAAUUACGUGUUCUUCAUCUGUAUCCUCUUCUCGACCAGCUGGGCUUGGGUGGCACAAGAAUCAGCCCCUACAUCUGCAUAUUCAUCUCCAGCUCGAAGUCUUGGGGAUACAGGGAUAACGCCUCUGUCUCCUUCCCAUAUCUUGAAUGAUGCUGACCCCGUCUCAGAACAGCAGACGUUUCUCGUGGUUGUGGCCAUCGACUUUGGCACCACGUCCAGCGGUUACGCCUAUAGUUUUACCAAGGAGCCAGAAUGUAUCCAUGUGAUGAGGCGAUGGGAGGGAGGCGACCCUGGUGUGUCCAAUCAGAAGACCCCAACCACCAUCUUGCUGACACCCGAGAGGAAGUUCCACAGCUUUGGGUACGCAGCCAGAGACUUCUACCAUGACCUGGAUCCCAAUGAGGCAAAGCAGUGGCUGUACCUGGAGAAGUUCAAGAUGAAGCUACAUACCACAGGGGACCUCACCAUGGAAACAGACCUGACUGCAGCAAAUGGCAAGAAAGUCAAAGCCUUGGAAAUCUUCACAUAUGCCCUGCAGCACUUUAAGGAGCAGGCGCUGAAGGAGCUGGGUGACCAGGCCGGGUCAGACUUCGAGAACUCAGAUGUCAGAUGGGUCAUCACAGUGCCUGCCAUCUGGAAACAGCCUGCGAAGCAGUUCAUGAGAGAGGCUGCUUACCAGGCGGGCCUGGCCUCCCCUGAGAACUCGGAGCAGCUCAUUAUUGCCCUGGAGCCCGAGGCUGCCUCCAUCUACUGCCGGAAGCUGCGGCUACACCAAAUGAUCGAGCUCAGCAGCAAGGCGGCGGUCAAUGGGUACAGCGCCAGUGACACAGUAGGAGCGGGGUUUGCACAGGCUAAAGAACAUGUGCGGCGGAACCGGCAGAGUCGGACCUUUUUGGUGGAGAAUGUCAUAGGAGAAAUCUGGUCGGAGUUGGAGGAAGGUGACAAAUAUGUGGUUGUAGACAGUGGCGGAGGCACUGUAGACCUGACAGUCCAUCAGAUACGGUUACCAGAGGGACACCUUAAGGAACUGUAUAAAGCAACAGGUGGACCCUAUGGAUCUCUGGGAGUAGAUUAUGAAUUUGAAAAACUACUUUGUAAAAUAUUUGGAGAGGAUUUUAUUGAACAGUUCAAGAUCAAACGCCCAGCAGCCUGGGUAGACUUAAUGAUUGCAUUUGAGUCUCGCAAAAGAGCUGCCGCACCAGACAGAACAAACCCUCUGAAUAUCACUCUGCCCUUCUCCUUCAUCGAUUACUACAAGAAGUUCCGAGGGCACAGUGUGGAGCAUGCCUUGAGGAAGAGCAAUGUGGAUUUUGUGAAGUGGUCCUCCCAGGGGAUGCUGAGGAUGAGUCCAGAUGCCAUGAACGCCCUCUUUAAGCCAACCAUAGACAGCAUCAUUGAGCACCUCCGGGACCUGUUUCAGAAGCCUGAGGUAUCCACAGUCAAGUUCCUCUUCCUGGUGGGGGGCUUUGCAGAGGCACCUCUCCUGCAGCAGGCAGUGCAGGCUGCCUUUGGUGACAAGUGCCGGAUCAUCAUCCCCCAGGACGUGGGCCUCACCAUCCUCAAGGGUGCUGUCCUCUUUGGCCUGGACCCUGCAGUCAUCAAGGUACGCCGGUCCCCGCUCACCUACGGGGUGGGUGUGCUGAACCGCUUUGUGGAGGGCAAGCACCCACCUGAGAAGCUGCUGGUAAAGGAUGGCACACGCUGGUGCACUGAUGUCUUCGACAAGUUCAUCUCUGCCGACCAGUCCGUGGCCCUGGGGGAGCUGGUCAAGCGCAGCUAUACUCCAGCCAAGCCCUCCCAGCUCAUCAUCGUUAUCAACAUCUACAGCUCUGAGCAUGACAGUGUCAGUUUUAUCACCGACCCAGGGGUGAAGAAGUGUGGCACGCUCCGCUUGGAUCUCACGGGGACCAGCGGCACAGCGGUGCCUGCCCGCAGGGAAAUCCAGACCCUCAUGCAGUUUGGGGACACUGAGAUCAAGGCCACAGCCAUUGACAUAGCCACCUCAAAGAGCGUCAAAGUGGGGAUCGACUUCUUAAAUUACUAACCGUCCUUCCCUGCCACCUGCCCCCUGGGACUCAACUCAUCUGCAUUAGCUGACCUCAACCAUGACUGUUCUACUUACCAUUUUAUCCCUGACCUUGACCCUUGCCAUUGCUCACCUGAAUUUCAAAAAGAAAGAUGAAAACAACCAGGGUGAGAAGUAACUAAAGACUUUUUUUUUUUUUUGAGGGCACACUGGAGUCAAAAAACUCAGAAAUUAAUAUUAAGGUCUGAGAAUAGGGAAUUCAAGGAGCCUAGAAGAGUAGCUAGCUUAUACAGGUACCAGAGUGGGAAAACAGCUCUUGCCGAGGGAACCGGUUCAUUUCAGCAGCUUGCUUUGAAGAGGUCCCUGUAAGGUAGGACUUAGGAUGCCUGACUGCCAUCUUUUAAGAUCUGAAGGGAGAUCUUUUAGCUAGGAGAGAAUCUUCAUUUGAGGUCUUUUAAAACUGUUUUGGAUGGCAGUCAAUAUGAAAUGCCAGCCAUCUGCAGCUAAUUUCUUCCAUUCAUCAUGGGACUCAAAGUGGUGACUCAGUGGGAACUUGGAGCAAUUUUAGCUGGUGGGAGAAGACUGCCUACAUUGGGCACUCUUUUAGCUUCUCAUCUAAUUUAAAUGCCAAGAAGGUUCAGUAAAGAAUAUGGCAGCUUGGCUAACCUUAGGAUUUUGGGGAAUAAGAGGGUUGGUACCUCAGUUAUCCAGCAGGUAAAGCUUUCUUUGAUGGAAAAGGACACUAAAGAGUUACUUAUUCCAAAUUACAGCAGUCCCCUUUUAUCUACAAGGGAUGCAGUUUUGAGGUCCCCAGUGGAUGCCAAACCAUACAUGAUACCAAACCUUAUAUAUACUAGUGUUUUUUUUCCUACACUUACAUACCUAUGAUAAUGAUCAGUUUAAUAAAUUAGUAAGAGAUUAGAAACAAUAGCUAAAUGAAAUAGAACAAUUAUAAAAACAUACUUUGAUAAGAUUAUAUGAAUGUGGUCUCUCACAGUAUCUUACUGUACUGUAUUUUUGCACCACAGUUGACUGGGAGGGGGGGUACUUAAACUAUAGCAAGCGGGACCACAACUCCCAGAACAAUGAAUCCCAACUUCAGAGUUCUUAAGUAAUUCUAGGCCAUCUUGGUAAGAAUUUAGUUUGCAAAAAUGAACUUGCCAUUUGCCUUGUUAUGUCACCCAAAAGUGCAGAGUAGGCCCUUGCCUUGAGAACCAUGCAAAUUUCAACCCUUCUUCCUGUGCCUCUUCAUUCCCCUAAGAAUUUGAGCUGUUCUGUCCCAAUCUUGAUAGGAAUACAAUGAUUUCAAUGAAAGGAGGCUUUGUCUAGUCCAUGAAAUGUUUCGUCAAAAUCUCAAGCUUUUCCAGUUUGCCUAAAAAUAGUGUGUAAAUCUAGACUUGGCCAGUGAAGCCAACUUCUUCUAAAGCAGGACUGUGGCUCACAUGCCUCAGAAUUGCCUGGGUGCUUGUCAGGAGCAGGUUCCUGGAUCCAAUCCCUUUUAUCUGGAGCUGACUUGAGGAGGAGGGCCAGGAUCUGCAUUUUAGCAUAUACCCCCGUAUGAUUAGGGAUCAGCUGGAAUGGGAGAAUUUCUAGUUUUAGGUUUGUCCCUGAAGCUGUGUCUAUAGCCUGUAGCCUCUAGCCUUCCAGUCAGAGUUCCCUUGGGGACAAGUAUACCUUGCCCUCUUGGUGAGUGGACUUGGAAAUCUACCUGCCCCCCUCCACGGGGGGUGCAUUUUAACCCUCACAGGAAGGACCAGGGGAGGGAAAAGAUGGCACAGAAGGAACCCCAGGAAUGGAGCUGCCCGCGGAGCCAGCCAGUGGUUCUGUGUUCUCUCCUUUCCUCUGUACAAAGCCAGUCUCCCCCCAACAUUCAGGAGCCAACUGAGGAUAAAGAAUCAAGAACCUGACUCAGUCCAUCUGAUCUGUUCAAAGCUGCCUUUCCCACCUGCUGGGAUUCAUUCUGAUCUCAGAUCACUGGAGGCGUGUAUAAUGAAUGAAUGAAUGGAUGAAUGGAUGAAUGGAGAAUGAGGAAAGGGACAGCAAAUGCAAAUUGGAUCCACAAACCCAUUAUCAUUAGCCAAUAUGCAGAUUUUAAAUAGCAUUUCCAAUUCCAACUGAACUCUUCUUUUUCACACUGCCUGCUGCAGAAUUCCCUGCUAGAAUGUGAACUGCUAUCAAACCAUAGAACGAGAGAAUUCAAGCCCCAAAGUGAGUUGCAGGAAAUCGUAUCCAGGUGUCAAGGUGUGUUUGCUAGGGCUCUCUUGCCUUCUCUGUUUCAGAAGCAUGAUGCCAUGGCUCUCUCUUUGGUGUGGUCAGCCAUGGUCUACAAAGACUUUCAAUUUUGUUAUAAUGAACAUAAUUUUAUGUAUAUACAUGAUUAGAAUCUUGUACAGAAUCUUUAUUUCUACAGUGUGCUUCUCUUAUUUGAAAAGGAAAAUGCUCUUAAUUUUGGUUGAUUUUGCUGCCCAUAAGCUGCUUCAUUUCUUAAUUGCUCUCACUGAUCACUGACUUGUGCCAAUACCAAGCAGCAGAGGACAGUGUACGCAAGACUGAGCAAUAGACAGAGGUGCCUUGGGUCAGAGUACUCUUCUGAUCACAUGGACCACCCGGAUCAACAGCUUCAUCAGACCCUUCCACAUGCACACGCUUCGCAAAAAUGCAUAGGUUCUAUGUAAAUCAAUUCUCCUGUCCAGACUUGGAGAGCUGAUCGUCUGGUUUUGUAAGCAACAUGACUGUAAAAAAAAGCCUACCAAAAUGCUUGGCAUCCGGCAGGAUUGUUAGCCUCCCAUUGCGGGGUAAAGCAGUCACUCUGAGGACAAAGCAUGGUGCACUAUGUAUGGUGUUUUCAGUAAUUCAGGGUCAAAGGAAGGAACCAAAUGGUACAUAAACCAAUGUUUUCUUUUCUGUGGGUUGAGUGUAAGUGGGAGCAAUAAAGUCAAGCCCUUCUUUUCCUUGCUAAGGUAAAGCGCUUCUCACCUCACACUUAGGAUAGCUCUGUGCCUCCUAUUUCACUUAAAUGAGCUAAUAGAAGUCUGCCAUAUUAGCAAACUGUAGAGAAGGGGUGAUAAUUUUACUGGACUUUCUUCUGGCCCCAGAGAUACAGCCCCAGUAGUCAAACUCCUUAAACAAAGCCCCCCUUGAGUCUAUCCCUACCUUCCACUGAAAUAAUCUUGAGUAACAACACUGGAUAUGUCACUUGGAACACAUUUCCUAAUCUUGGGACGUUUCUAGGUCUAUGGUCUUGACCAGUUAUUUGUUCUUUGCAUAUAUUAUCUAGAUUCCUAAUCACCUUAUCUGUACAGAGCAGGGGUUCAUAAAUGCUGAGUGACAGGCACAGGCAUACAGUAGGAAAGAGCCACUGCCACAGGAGAGUUGUGCAGAGUGAUGACUGAGUCCAGAUGACAGCCUGCCCCACUCUUAGAAUGUUAUUUAGACCAAGUUUAGCUUUUAGAGUCCAGGUCUGGUCAAUUGCCAGGGUAGCAAGGAAUCGCAUGCACCAAUAUAAACAGGAGUCAAAAUGCAUUAUUAGAUGAAGAUCGAAUUUCUCAUUGUAGCGAUGUAAUGGCCAUGAUUAAGCUGCAUAUGUAUGCAGGGGACUGGCUUACAUGGAUGGCUAGUGUAAAAGUUGUUGGCCAUAAUGUCUCUAACACCGCUCAUCUGCUUGAAAUGUGGAACAAUAUUCUAAGAUCUCAGCCAUCAGGAGUCUUGAGCACUGUAAGAUAGAUCCAAACCACAGAAUUUUGCAGCAAUUCACAACUAGGCAGGAUUGUAUCUGCAAACUCUCUUGUCUUCACAGAUUCUAAUAAAGUAAAACUGAAUUUCAUGUG